Messenger RNA from Marchantia polymorpha subsp. ruderalis, 1992 nucleotides. The record is from the annotation of a GenBank genome assembly. Lineage: Eukaryota; Viridiplantae; Streptophyta; Marchantiopsida; Marchantiales; Marchantiaceae.
GGUCCAGUAACUCUGUAGAUGACCAGUGCGUAUCAUACAUGACGAACACUUUCCGAAAGGAACUGCAGUCGGAACGGUUUUGACUCAGAUAAUUAUCUUCGAGGAGACCGGGAACAUCAAGAGGAGUAUAGACCUGUUGAAUCGACUACAACUCCCGGAAUAUCACCGACAUCGGAAACUCUCUGGAGACAUUGAUGACCGAGGACGUAGUAGGGAAAUAGGAUGGACACACAGCUUGGAGUACUGCAGGCAACAUUACAAGCAAUUUAUCCGAGGAAACUUCUACAAAGAGCAGAUAUCCACAAGACUCAGUCGCAGGGCGUAAGAGGAGAAGAUCACCAGGGCUGGCCAACCAUUUCACUAACACAUGCGAAUAUCACCACAGCAAAACAUGUAACUAACAUGACGCAAUGAGUGCUUUAAUCGAACAGAGCAGCCCCCUUUUCACGAAGAAAGAUGGACAAGGAGAUGAAAGAUGCGACAGCAGAUCAUCUAGUGACACACCUUCGAGUUCUGAAACAAUGACCCUCAGUGACAGAUCUAGUAAUGGAAUUCGGAAUUACAGGAAAAAGUACAGUCGACAGGAUCACAAUCAUGACCCAAUAUCUUUCCACAGGAAUGCUGAAGACCGCAUUGAAAGCAGUGACUAUAGUAGCUGGGAAACAGAUGAUACCGAAUGGGCUGACAGCAACAUCAGCGACGACGCAUUCACAAACAGAUCUAAUUAUGAGGAGGCGAAUGAAGUCGGUCAUAUAAUUUCUCGUUUGAGCAGUGAGAGCAGCGAGGAUACUCUAAGCAGUGAUACAUGGAGUAACGAUGAUGAGGAACAGCGCGGCAACAGUUUAAGAGACAUCAAACUAAGAGUGUAUCACAACUACCUUCAUGAAGACGGCCUCAAGGACGACUUAGACGGCUCAAAUGAGAGCAAGGCAGCUGACAGCUUCAUUUAUACUCAACCGAGCAGAGAUAGCUAUCCAAGUUCAGACACGAUGAGCAGUGAUACAAAACGUAGCAAUUCAAAGGGUUGGCAACGCGAUGUAUACGCAGAAAGACGCGAAUUGGAUGAAUCUCUAUCCUUCUGGGAAAAGGCGAGCACUCUAGGAAGCGACAGCCUUAACACAGAAACCACAGGUGCCCGGUGGCGGCAGACUGCCACCGACAGUGAAGUGUUCGGUCAUUUCCGCAGCGACAGCAGUAUUAGCACAAACACAUUAAGCAGUGAUACGAUAGACACUGAUGAUCAAGACUGGCACAGCCAUAAAACUGUAGAAAACCAGUACAUGACAAAGUUGCAAGAGUCCGAAGAUUACUGGGACAAAAACGACAACAACGAGGGCGACAUGAAAUUUUCUGGUUCAAGAGAUGACAGGAGUACGACUGACUUGGAGAUGCCAAAUGGCAUAACGAUUCGUCGACAUGAUACCCUGCCUUUAGCAGAGCAGAGCCCUCGGUCCACAUACAGAACAUAUAUGAAGGAAAACAGUGGCUCCGACACAAGAGACGGCACCAAUCAAUAGCAAGGAGCAUGGAAAACCAUCACCGCUAGAGCAGACUUUACAGGGGUCGCUUAACGGAUUACACAGGGGACUGUAUUUUCGUGCUCACCCGCAGAACGCACCCGUCCUCCUUCAUCCUUCGCAUGAACUGUGUCAGCAUGACACCGCUUGAACCGGUCAAACAGCUCCAGGACUCUGCCCCGUAUCAGAAACGAUCUCUCUCUGGUCUCUUCGAACUCUUUUAACAAUCCAGGGGGUAAACCCUCACCAAAAUAAAUGUCCACAUCCUCUGAACUGCAUCAGAAAAAAAAACCACUUCAACAGCUUCAGUAAAUUUCUCGAAAGUUUUGUUCUACCGUUUCGUUUGUCAGAUCGUCCCUGAAAAGAUGUUAGAUUCGAGAAGGGCAGUUGGAGUUCAGAUGCCGUAAGUUCCCAACAAACGUCUUGCGCACGAAAACCCUCAACCGCAGCGGCUUGAGCAGCUUUUAGAGUACCA